AUGACACGAAAUUUAAGGAAUAGACGCGAUAGUGACGACAAACGUAGCGAUGCUGAAGAUACAAAUAAUGCAAACGUUGGUUAUGAAACCCAGAUCAAAGAUGAAAAUGGCAUAAUUCAUACUACUUCUCGUUCUUUAAGAAAAAUAAACUACGCAGAAAUUGAGAAGGUAUUCGAUUUUUUGGAAGAUGACCAGGUUAUGGACGCCGAUCAAAACCAGGCCAAACAUGAGACGCCCGUCAAGGCUGAGAGUAACGAAUAUAAUGAAAGCAGCCUCAAUGGCGACGAAGACGAUGGCGACGACGAUGUUGUGUUGCCAUACAAAAACACUAGAGUGGAUGACGAAUUGCCCAGUGAGAGAAAUUUAAGGAAAAGAAAAAUUCACGAUCCAGAGGAAGAAGACGAAAGCUUUCAUGAGGAAGAUGUUGACGAUGACGAAGAGGAAGAAGAAGCGGACGCAUUUGAAGAUGAGUAUUUGGACGAGGACGCAAGAAACAAUAACCGCCAGCGUAGAGCUGCCGAUAGAAAGUUUAUAGUACCAGACCCUGAUGACGAUGAUGAAUACGACGAGGACGGUGAAGAAGGAGGUGCAAUAAGCCAUUCUGCUUCUUCUAAACGUUUAAAAAGAGCGAAUUCUCGAAGAACAAGAUCCUCGCAUCAUCCUGAAACUCCACCGCCGGUUAGAAGAGAAUUAAGAAGUAGAACAAGGCAUUCGCGGACUUCAAAUGAAGAAAACGACGGUGAUAAUGAACAUAACAGAAACGAAGCAUUAACUUUGGCUGAUGAGAUAAGGGAAUUACAAGAGGAUAGUCCCGUUAAAGAAAAAAGAUUCCUCCGUGAGAGAACUAAACCAGUUAAUUAUAAAUUACCACCACCACUAACCGCUACCAGUGCAGAAGAAUUUAUGAAUAGGAACAACAAUGCACUUUCUUUCCAUAAUCCAUCACCUGCACGUCGUGGCCGUGGCGGUUGGAAUGCUAGUCAAAAUUCGGGUCCAACAAGGCGACUUUUCCCCACAGGUGGCCCAUUUGGUGGCAAUGAUGUUACUACUAUUUUUGGUAAAAAUACAAACUUUUAUAACCAAGUCCCAUCUGCAUACAAUAAUGAUAAUAACAACAACAAACUAAUACUAGAUUCCGAUUCCUCCGACGACGAAAUAUUACCUCUUGGCGCUACACCCAAAGUAAAGAAAGUGGAUGCCCAAAAAAAGAAGAAGAAAAAGCCAGAAAUUGCCGAUCUCGAUCCAUUAGGCGUUGAUAUGAAUAUCAAUUUUGAUGACAUAGGUGGUUUAGAUAAUUAUAUUGAUCAAUUGAAGGAAAUGGUUGCAUUACCGCUACUGUACCCAGAGCUAUACCAAAACUUUAAUAUCACGCCUCCGCGUGGUGUUCUAUUCCAUGGUCCUCCAGGUACUGGUAAAACGUUAAUGGCAAGAGCUCUGGCUGCAAGUUGCUCCUCCGAUGAAAGAAAAAUUACGUUUUUCAUGCGUAAGGGAGCAGACAUUUUGUCGAAGUGGGUGGGUGAAGCCGAAAGACAACUCCGUUUAUUAUUCGAAGAAGCCAAAAAGCAACAACCAUCCAUCAUCUUUUUCGACGAGAUUGACGGGUUAGCACCCGUGAGAAGUUCCAAACAAGAACAAAUUCAUGCUAGUAUUGUAUCAACUUUAUUAGCUUUAAUGGAUGGUAUGGACAAUCGAGGUCAAGUUAUCGUUAUUGGUGCCACAAAUCGACCUGAUGCUGUAGAUCCUGCUUUAAGAAGGCCGGGAAGGUUUGAUAGAGAAUUUUAUUUCCCAUUGCCUGAUGUGAAAGCACGUUCUAAGAUUCUACAAAUUCAAACUAAAAAAUGGACUUCACCACUGUCAAUUGAGUUCAUAAACAAAUUAGCCAUCUUGACUAAAGGUUAUGGUGGUGCAGAUUUAAGGUCCUUAUGCACCGAAGCUGCACUUAUAAGUAUACAAAGAAACUUUCCCCAAAUUUACAGAUCGAAUGAUAAGCUAUUGGUGGACCCCUCCAAAAUCAAAGUCAAAGUCAAUGAUUUCAUGCUAGCUUUGAAAAAGAUUGUUCCAUCAUCCGCAAGAUCUACCGGUAGCUCCCCUCAGCCAUUGCCUGAAUUGAUUAAACCAUUAUUAGUGGAUCAAGUAAAUAACUUGAAAGAAAAACUGGACUACAUAUUAAAAAAGGACGAUUCUGACUUUCAAAAAACUACAUCGCUACUCCAAGACUUUAUAGAUUACGAAGAAUACAGUGAAGAAGAAGAAGAAGACGAAGAUGACUACAAAGGGUUCGAAGGUGCAUCUAAGUUCAGGUCAUAUGAAUUUUUUGAUUCGAUGGCGGAGUCACAAAUUUGCAAACCUCGAUUAUUAAUAAACGGACCUAAGGGCAAUGGCCAACAGUAUGUUGGAGCUGCUCUUCUAAACUACCUAGAAGAUUUCAACGUACAGAACUUGGAUUUGGCUUCUCUAGUCUCGGAAAGUUCAAGGACCAUUGAAGCUGCUGUGGUGCAAAGCUUUAUGGAGGCAAAGAAAAGACAACCUUCUGUUGUAUUCAUUCCUAAUAUGGACAUUUGGAUCAAUACCAUCCCAGAAAACGUUAUUCUAGUUCUAUCAGGCUUGUUCAGAUCUCUGCAAAGUAACGAAAUGGUUCUUUUAUUAUGUCUUGCAGAGGAUUUGAAUAUAUCUGAAAUUAAGGACGGCAUUUUGUCGGAUUUUGCAUUUGAUAGGAAUAUCUUUCAUUUAAAUAAGCCCUCCAUUCAAAAUAUAAUGGCGUACUACUCAAAUCUAAUUGAACUAUUGAAAACAAAACCAAGCGAUAUUCCCAUGAAAAGGAAAAGGGUCAAGCCGCUGCCAGAAUUACCAAAAGUGAUUUCAAACGCAACACUCACUAACUUUGAUGAGAAUGGUGAACCAUUGUCCGAGAACGAAGUUCUAAGAAGGAAACUGAAGACAUUCCAACAUCAAGACAUGAGAUCAAAAAAUGUCUUAAAGAUCAAACUCUCGGGCUUAAUGGAUCUUUUCAAAAAUAGAUAUAAAAGGUUUAGAAAACCGCCGAUAGACGAUGCCUUUUUGGUUCACCUUUUCGAGCCAGACACGAAUGCUGAUCCUAGUUGGCAACCAGCCUAUAUAAAAGAUAAGGAUAUGAUUUUAGAGAUUUCUACAGGCCGGAGAUUUUUUAAUAUGGACUUGGACAUCGUAGAGGAGAGACUUUGGAACGGUUAUUAUUCAGAACCAAAGCAGUUCUUAAAAGACAUUGAGCUGAUAUACCGAGACGCCAAUACCAUCGGUGAUAGAGAGCGUGUGAUCAAGGCGUCUGAAAUGUUUGCCAACGCACAAAUGGGUAUUGAAGAAAUUUCUACUCCAGAUUUCAUUCAAGAAUGUAAAGCUACACGCCAAAGGGAUUUAGAGAGACAAGAACUUUUCUUAAAGGACGAAGAAAAUAGGGUGGCAAUUGACUUAGAAGCCCAGCAAGAAGAACAACAGGAUAUACUGCCGCAACCUGAGGUAGAUGUUAAUGAAGUUGGUGAGUUUGGUGUAGCUGCAGGUAACCAAUUACAGGCUCAAUUACAAGCUACUGCUAAUACAAAUUCCAUUGUCAGUAACGGAGAAGUCCCAGCACCAAUUGAUACCGAAAUAUAUAAGAAGCAUGAGGCAAUCCUAACACCUUCUACUGUUGGUACGGGAGAAGUACUCACUCCGAAAGACGGUGGCGCACACGAACAACGUCCAUCAGAAUCACUCCAAUCUAGCUGCAUAAUACAUGAACAAAUUAAUGAUGAUAAACAGACUGUAGCGCCACUAAAUCAAAGUGAUCCACUUUUGCUGUCAGAAGCAAAAGACGGGCCUAGUGAAUCAGCUUUCAAGACUUCAGAAAUAAAGCAAGUGACAGAGAGUCUACCCAUCAACAACAGUACAUGUAUAGGGGCAGAACUUCUUCACAAAGGUGAAAAGACAGGUGAACAAGACGCUACAACUAUUACAAAGGAAGUUGGGAAGCCACAACGAAAGAAGAAAGACAGUAGAGAUGUAAUUUUAUCAUCUGAACAAAUAAAAGAAAUAUCUGAACGCUUAAUCGAGCAUUGCAAAAACUUUACAGUUUCCCAACUAGAAGAUGUUCAUUCCUCUAUUGCAAAAAUAAUAUGGAGGAACAGAUCUGUAUGGGACAAAACAGACGCUGUUGCUGAUAUAUUGAAAUUUCUCUCGGAGUAA
Molecule: messenger RNA, 4197 nt
Organism: Saccharomyces eubayanus
Lineage: Eukaryota; Fungi; Ascomycota; Saccharomycetes; Saccharomycetales; Saccharomycetaceae
Gene: YTA7
Product: chromatin segregase YTA7
Exons: 1
Coding region: 1-4197 (1398 amino acids)
Biological process (GO): positive regulation of transcription by RNA polymerase II
Cellular component (GO): nucleus
Molecular function (GO): histone binding; ATP binding; chromatin binding
Source: RefSeq, a predicted model, not a curated record